Molecule: messenger RNA, 669 nt
Organism: Entrophospora candida
Lineage: Eukaryota; Fungi; Glomeromycota; Glomeromycetes; Entrophosporales; Entrophosporaceae
Source: the annotation of a GenBank genome assembly
AUGAGUCCUGAAAAAAGUGUUCAAUCCAUUGAUAAUAACUCCUCAAAAACUUUACCUCCUGAAAUAGAAGCUUUACGUUUAGCUGCUUUAUCUACAAGAAAAACUUCUAAAGAAAAACAAAAAUCGGAAAAUUCAAAUUUACCUGUUCCUUCUUCACCUCCACCUAAAUCCUUUUACACAGAAGACGAUUCUUCAGAACGUGAAGAAGGUGAAUUAAGUGAUACUGAUUCGAUCGACGAUAACAAAAAACUACAAUUACCACAACCAACACUUCAAAAUCCAGUUCAAAAUGUCAUGGAAGACAUAACAUACAAUACUAAUAAUAAUCAACAGAUUACUAUCAAAAUGUCAAAAGCUGAAAUGGAAGAAACCACUAGACAAUCAAUUUCUAAAUUAUAUAACUAUGGUGCUACACCCGAUGACUUAAUUCAAGAAGGAAUUCCUUUAGAUGUAGUUGUUAGGUUCUCAAGAGAGUUAAAUUAUCCACUUCCUCCUCAUUUAUUCAAUAUUAAAAUUCCCGGGUAUCCUUUAUCGAUGCCUAGACAAAUGGAAAUUGAUCAACCUAUGACAAUUUCGAACAUCACCGCUGCUGCUGCUGUUAUACAAGAAGCUGCAUCAAACAAUUCAAAUCUAAAAGGUUCUUCUUCAAUACUUCCAUCAAAAACCUAA